Messenger RNA from Colletes gigas, 1782 nucleotides. Its product is annotated as mitochondrial-processing peptidase subunit alpha. The transcript has 11 exons. Gene Ontology annotation, molecular function: metalloendopeptidase activity; metal ion binding. Gene Ontology annotation, cellular component: mitochondrion. The record is from RefSeq and is a predicted model, not a curated record. The coding region runs from base 112 to 1767 and encodes 551 amino acids. NCBI's taxonomy places the organism in Eukaryota, Metazoa, Arthropoda, Insecta, Hymenoptera, Colletidae.
CGAAGGAAAAUUGCUUAUUGAGGCUAUUUUUAGGUUAAUCACUUUUCACUUUCGAAGUGCAGGAAGUGGAGAGUCAAUUUAAAUGUUGACAAAUUUUUAACAAUCACUAAUAUGCAAGCAUUGAUGAAGGUGUCACAAAGUUCCUUGAUAUUUGCCGUUACAAAAAGUACAAUGCAAAGAAAGACGUUUUUCUUCUUGAGGAGGUGCAAUUUUUCCUCCCAAAACAUUUCGGAUAAUAAAAUAGCGCGAAAUUCAAUUGUUACGCCAUUUCCUUCACUGACCAAGCCUAUUCCUAAUUUACCUAAAGCAGUCUAUGCUACAGCAAAAGAAGAAUAUCAAACAACUAAAGUUACAGUUCUCUCCAAUGGAUUGAGAGUUGCUUCUGAAAAUAGAUUUGGUCAAUUUUGCACAGUAGGAGUUCUACUUGAUUCUGGCCCUCGCUAUGAAAUUGCAUACCCAAGCGGUAUUUCACAUUUUCUAGAGAAAUUGGCAUUUGGAUCAACAAAAACGUACGAGAGUAAAGAUCAAAUAAUGCUUGCGCUAGAAAAGCAUGGAGGAAUAUGCGAUUGUCAAGCAACAAGGGAUGCAUUCAUUUAUGCUGCAUCUGCAGAACGUCAUGGAUUGGAUACAGUUGUACAAAUUCUAGGCGACAUUGUUUUAAGACCUCAAAUUACAGAUGAUGAAAUAGCUACUGCAAGACAAAUGAUCAAAUUUGAAUUGGAAUCUUUACUUACAAGGCCAGAACAAGAACCAAUACUUAUGGAUAUGAUUCAUGCUGCUGCAUACAGAAACAAUACUCUUGGUCUUCCAAAAAUUUGUCCAGAAGAAAACAUCGAUCAUAUAGAUAGGAAAAUAUUAUUUGAAUAUUUAAAACACCAUUAUACUCCAAGCAGAAUGGUAGUUGCUGGAGUUGGUGUAAAACACGAAGAUUUGAUUUCAGCUGUUCAAAAACAUUUUGUUGAGAAAAAAUCUAUUUGGGAAGAAGAAGAAGAAAAAGGAAAUACUAAUUCAGUAUCGUCGGAGAAGCUGUUAAAUACAGUUGAUAAAUCCAUUGCGCAAUACACUGGAGGCUAUAUACUAGAAGAAUGUAACGUGCCCGUAUAUGCAGGACCAAGUGGUUUACCAGAAUUAUCCCACGUUGUAAUAGGUUUAGAGGGUUGUUCUUAUCAAGAUAAAGAUUUCGUAGCGAUGUGUGUCUUAAAUAUGAUGAUGGGUGGCGGUGGUAGCUUCAGUGCCGGUGGUCCAGGAAAAGGCAUGUAUACUCGUUUGUAUACAAACGUAUUAAACAGGUAUCAUUGGUUAUAUAGCGCAACUGCGUACAAUCAUGUAUACGCUGACACAGGUAUCUUUUGCGUUCAUGCAUCGUGUACUCCAUUUCACGUGAAGGAAAUGGUAGAAGUGAUAGUGCACGAGAUGGUUGCCAUGACUAGUAAUAUAACGGACAGCGAAUUAGCAAGAGCUAAAAAACAACUACAAUCUAUGUUACUCAUGAAUUUGGAACACAGGCCGGUUAUUUUUGAAGAUAUUGGAAGGCAAGUUUUAGCCACUGGAUCUAGAAAACGACCGGAGUUCUUCAUAAAAGCAAUUGAUGAAGUAUCAAAAGAAGAUAUAAAUAAUGCGGCACGACGUUUACUUAAAUCACCUCCCAGUGUAGCUGCCCGAGGAGAAGUGAGAACAGUUCCUUCGAUAGGAGACAUUCAAGCCGGAUUGAUCGACGAGCAAGGCAGAUUACCUGGUUCUCGCAAUAGAUUGUCACUUUUUCGUUAAUACAUAAACAUACCA